Molecule: messenger RNA, 1701 nt
Organism: Fraxinus pennsylvanica
Lineage: Eukaryota; Viridiplantae; Streptophyta; Magnoliopsida; Lamiales; Oleaceae
Source: the annotation of a GenBank genome assembly
AUGCAUCCAAACAUCAAAAUCCCUUCAACAAAAGCACUAAUUUCAACUGCAGCCUCUUUGGCUGCGAUUGCCAUUUUAUUCCGGUCCAUUGCCAAAGAUUUUGUUCCUCAUGAACUCAAACAAUACAUUUUCACCAAAUUUCAUUACUUUGUAACUACAUUCACCAAUGACAUCACCUUAGUGAUUGAUGAAUAUGAAGGCUUCAACAAAAAUCAACUCUUUUCUGCUGCUGAAAUCUACCUAGGCACCAUUUUUAAUCCCUCCACCAGAAGAUUUCGAGCCUCAUUGCCCGAAAAGGAGAAGAAAAUCCAUGUUUCAAUGCAAAGCAACGAAGAACUAACGGAUAAAUUUUGUGGGUUCCAAUUGAAAUGGAGAAUGAUUAGCAAACAAACUCAAGCAAGGCACGUGCCAUAUCUUGAUGAAUAUUCUUCCACUAUACAAUCCGAGGUUCGAUAUUUCGAGUUGAGUUUUCAUAAGAAGUACAAUAACAAGGUUCUUGGUGAGUAUUUGCCUUAUAUAUUGGAAAAAUCCAAAUCCAUCAAACAAGAAAUGAAAACAUUGAAAUUGUUGACUUUGAAGAAUCAGAUGCACGGUCCCAUAGGAAAUCCAUGGCAGUCUGUGAAUCUUGAUCAUCCAUCCACUUUUGAAACUUUAGCAAUGGAUGCAGAAAUCAAGAAUAUGGUGAUUGAUGAUCUUGAAAGAUUUGUGAAUAGGAAAGAGUUUUAUAAGAAGGUGGGCAAGGCAUGGAAGAGAGGGUACUUGUUGUUUGGGCCACCAGGGACAGGGAAAUCAAGUUUGAUUGCUGCCAUGGCUAAUUAUCUGAAUUUUGAUGUUUAUGAUUUGGAACUCACUGAUCUUAGGAGUAAUUCUGAUCUGAGGAGACUGAUUAUUUCAACUGCUAAUCGGUCAAUACUUGUUGUCGAGGACAUAGAUGCUUCCAUAGAUCUAUCAGAGAGGCGACUAGCAGCACCUCCACGGCCACAUCGAAUGGAUCCUCAUCAAUAUAAUCAAAGACCCAAAAUUACUUUGUCAGGAUUGCUAAAUUUCAUUGAUGGAUUGUGGUCGAGCUGUGGGAAUGAGCGGAUCAUUGUGUUCACAACGAAUCACAAAGAUAAGCUCGACCCAGCCUUGCUGCGCCCUGGUCGUAUGGAUGUGCACAUUCACAUGUCCUAUUGCACACCGUGUGGGUUCAAAAUGCUUGUGUCUACUUAUCUUGGGAUCACAGAGCACCCACUGAUCAUGGAAGUCGAGCAAGUGAUAGGGACAACCAAGGUGACCCCGGCUGAAGUAGGUGAGCAGUUGUUGAAGAGCGACGAUCCUGAAGUCACACUUAGAGGCCUCAUUGAAUUCCUCGAGAAAAAGAAGGAAAGUGAAGACGCUAAAGCAUUCCAAGAAAACCUGGAAGUAACUAAAACAGGAGUUUUGCCAAAGCCGGAGGAAGAAAAAGAUGGUGCGAGUUGUGAUACAAAGGACGUUAAGAAUCUCGAAGGCCUUAAGCAAUUUGUCGAGAUGGUUAAGGUGUCUCCUGCGAACGCAUUAGAGCUGCCAAUAAAGGAGGACGAGGCUUCAAUUGCAUUGAAAGGCCUGACUGAGUUCCUGGACGGGAAAAAUAGAGUCAAUGGUACCAAAGCUUCUGAGACAAAUUCAGGAAAAUCGAGAACUGCUGAUGUGCAAGAAUCCCAAAAGGAUGGUGAGAAUUAG